Molecule: messenger RNA, 1627 nt
Organism: Pristis pectinata (smalltooth sawfish)
Lineage: Eukaryota; Metazoa; Chordata; Chondrichthyes; Rhinopristiformes; Pristidae
Product: small integral membrane protein 26-like
Exons: 2
Coding region: 86-412 (108 amino acids)
Cellular component (GO): mitochondrion
Source: RefSeq, a predicted model, not a curated record
AGGGGAGCAGGGGUGAGGGUGUUUAUACCCGGGAGGGUAGGGGGUGAGGGUGUUUAUUUUGGGAGCGGCCCAGCAAACUGCGAAGAUGAGGUUGAAGGAUUUAACGCGCUGGAACACGCGUGUGUCGCUGGUCUACGCGAUUGGCAUCUGGACCAUGCUCGGUACCUACGCCUUCUUCCAGAUGAAGAGAAAGCAGGAGAAGGGAAUGAUCGGGAGCAAUAGCAUGAUCUCUGCAGAAGCCACUCUGGAGAAGGAAAACCAAAUGACUGAUGAGCCUAAAAAGAAAACUAAGAAAAACGUUGUAGAGACAAAUGUUGUUGUCAAGGAAGGUUUUAUUCCCUUUUCAACCAGAAUCUACAACUAUGGAACGUCUUUCUUUGACAGUUCAUCUGAUAAUUCAACAGAGAAAUGAAAUUCAGAAAAAUGACUUGUUCCAGCAGCAUUGUGAAAGACUUAUUCUUUGGUCUUCCUUGAUACACUGAGGACUUUUCAAAACACGUGCCCUUUAUCUGUAGUCCCGAUGCAGGGUUUCUGCCCGAAGUGUUGACAGUUCCUUUCCCUCCCACAGAUGCUGCUCGACCUGCUGAGUUCCUCCAGCGGAUUGUUUGUGGCCAUCAAUCUGUAAAGUUGCCUUGCAAUGUGCAAACUUCAGUUGACCACUUGAUAUCUAUAUAAUAGAUAAUAGAUGGACCUCUGUAACGGUUGCUCUGUUAUCCUGGACAGAGAUAGCCUGUUUUUAAUGAACAACAUCCAUUGUGUCUAGUCGGUGCUGACAUCUCCUGGACUGGGCCAUUGAGAGGACACGGGUAUUUACAGAUUGUUGAUGGGAUGUUGCUCCAAACAUUUUGGCAUGAAGGUUUAUCCACUAUAUUUUUGUAGAUAUACAAUCAAUCUGCAGAACACCAUUUUAUAAAUGCAAGUCCAUUUUCCUCCUUUUAUUCCUUUCUCCCAAGACAUGGGUGAUCUGCUGUCAGGACUCUCCACUGUUGCUUUGAAAUUAGCUAAUUGGAGUGGCUGAGGUGAUUGAUCCUUCCUCUUUGUCAAAAAGCCCAUUGCAUUUUAAAAGCAUGAUCGAAACCAACCCAGAUGGGAGUACUUCACGUUAGCCAUUACUACUUCUGGGGUGCAGAGUAUUACUUUCAUAUUCUACAGAAUGAUAAUUCAUUACCACGAUGCAUAUUCAUGAUUUCUGUUAGAAAGGUCAACUGGUGAGGAAAAAUUAAAACCUGUCUAAAGCUUUCCUGUCACUAUUAUAAUAAUAUUUUAGAAUUUUAAAGAAUGAUAAAUACAGUUACAAUUUGAUGAGCAGAACUGUUAAGUGCCUGUUGAUUUGAGCUCAUGUCAUUAAAUUGGGACCUUUUCAAAUUAACAACCUAACAAUGGUUUAAAAAUUAGAAAUCAAUUCACGAUGCACACUUGUGUAUAAUAUUCAUUUGUGAUGUGUCAUUAAAGAGCAAGUUCAGAAUUACAACUUUAUUUGAAAUUAUGAAGCAAUCACAUAAUCUGUUGUGAGAUGAAGUCAAUUGAAGAUGCUCCAAUGUCCAGAUUUAAUUCUGCACACGCCUGUAGUUCUGGAGUUCUGCUACCUGUGCUUCACCUUAUACAAGUAAUAAAGGUGUGGACAUUU